Molecule: messenger RNA, 1846 nt
Organism: Telopea speciosissima
Lineage: Eukaryota; Viridiplantae; Streptophyta; Magnoliopsida; Proteales; Proteaceae
Exons: 2
Coding region: 161-1093 (310 amino acids)
Source: RefSeq, a predicted model, not a curated record
GAAGUCUUGAACCUAAUCCUUUAUCCUUUCCUUCCUUUAACAGUUUGCAGAAGUCCACUGUUCGGGGGCCAGAGUAUCUCCUGAGACAGAAUGAAAAGAAUCGCCUUGAUUUGAUAGAAGAGAGACUGAGAGAGAGACAGAGAGAGAAGGGAAAGGAAAGAUGCUCUCACUAAAGCUGUUACGUUCUCUGGUUUUAGGGGAAACCAUUAACAAUCCUCUCCAAUUUAACCAAAAUCACCAUGAUCUUUCAGACGAUGAUGUCCCUGUUCACACCCAUGAUAUCCAUACCCAUAAUCAAAGAAGCAGCAGCAGAAGAAGAGAGAGCAACAGUAAUGGAACCAAAACAAAAACCCCUUUACUCAUCUUCCUCCCUACCAGAGAGGUUGUCAGGGACACAUACAGACUAGCCACAAUUGCCAGAGACAUGGGCAUGGAUUUAUACCCGAGCCCAUCUCUCUCCCAUGUCAUCUUCUUAUGGCCAUCUUCAUCGUCUUCGUCAUCAUCAUCUUCUUCAUCAUCGCCAUCUCCAUCUGUACCAUCCUUAUGGUCAUCAUCAUCAUCAUCUUGGUCAUUCUCAGGAGAUGCCAUUCCUCUCCCCUUUCCUUCCCUCACUACUGCCUCAACUGCUCAGCUUCGCAGCUUUGUUGGUCUUUCCAAGGGCCUCUUCAAGCUCGCCUUUUGCAGCUUCAGCAGUAACAGCCGCAACAGUAGCGACGGCGAUGGAGAUAACACACGUGACUGGGACUGCUCUUCGCUUUCUCUGUAUUCCCGAUUGAGUGGUGAUCGUAUCGAUAGCAUGGAUGGCUUCUGCAGAGCCAUAGCUGGAAUGGGUUGGACUCUUUUCAAAACCAAGAACAACCCAUCUCUUGUUUCAGGUGAGGGAAUCUUUAAUGGUGUCAAGUCUGUCCAUCUCUUUAGGAAGAUUGAUUCUAAUAAGGUUCGGGCAUCGCAAUCGAAUGGAGGUGGUGAACCCACAUCUGGGGAGUUCAGAAUUAGAGAGUUGAGGUUGCCUCCUUUGGAUUUCAGGAAUGCCCCUUUAAGGAUUUUGCAGUACAUAAUUCUGAUGACUGAUGAUCUCUUCUAUCUUGCGUGAACCGGUCAUUGAGCAGUAGUCAUUUUGCAGUCCAUUUCUUUUACAGCAUAUGCAUUUCUUCCUUUGUGCAGAUAUCUUCAACAAAUUCAAUGGUUACAGUAUGUUAUUUGAAUACAACAGCUAACCAACGGGCAUUUAGCAAUCCAGAAAAGAUUUCACGGCGGUCUUUUGGAACCUUACUAACUUGUUAAAUGUAGUAAGAUUGGAAUUUGAAUUCCAUGGUCGGUCAUCUUAAAUGAGCAGUGAUCUUCAACUUGCCAUACCCAUACAAAUGUCAUCGAAAGCAGAUUCUCCAAUUCAGGGAAUGGAAGCCAGAGUGCUUUCAACCAUGGCAAAAUUGAAGGGAGGCUCACCAGCUGAAAAAGACAUGGAGGAAGAGCAUUCUGUUUCAUUUCUAUAGAGGACAUCUUUGCACCAUCUGUAAUUCAAUAUGUUCAUCAAAUCAGUUGAUUAGCCACGGCAUAUGGCAUAUGAUGUUCAAUAUUAAUAGACAUGAUGUGUCCGAAGAGAGGCGUUGAUCUUGACUUCUUAUCAUGGAUUAUCAAAUUAACGUAGUUGAAUUGAUCCGAGACUGGGUUACAGAUUUUGUCAUUGUAGAUUAGCAUGUAGGACAAUCUUACAUGUUAUCCCGUAUGAUUGCUCUUAUUUGUGUAGGCUCCUUGUUCACAUGUGUACUUGGACAUCCCUGGACUUAUGUUUGAUACCUUUGGACCAGUUUGCUGGGACUGGAAGCAAUAUAUUUCUUAUUAACUU